This is a messenger RNA of Verticillium nonalfalfae, 1161 nucleotides long. RefSeq lists its product as uncharacterized. The record is from RefSeq and is a predicted model, not a curated record. The coding region runs from base 1 to 1161 and encodes 386 amino acids. Gene Ontology annotation, cellular component: nucleus; elongator holoenzyme complex; cytosol. The transcript has 2 exons. Gene Ontology annotation, molecular function: tRNA binding. Gene Ontology annotation, biological process: tRNA wobble uridine modification. NCBI's taxonomy places the organism in Eukaryota, Fungi, Ascomycota, Sordariomycetes, Glomerellales, Plectosphaerellaceae.
AUGCCGUCGGCACAGUCGCACAGCCGCUCACACAGCCUGCUGCUGCUGCAGAAGCUCCUCAACCUCCGUGAUGGCUCGAGUCCCCUGACUCUCGUACUCGACAACCUCGAGCAGAGCGCAACCCCUGUCAUCCGAGAGUUCGUCACAAGAGCCAAGAUCGGCAAGAGCAAGGUCAUCUUCCUGUCCUUUGCGACCCUCAAGAAACCCCGUGACAUAGACGUCUUCGUCAAGGGCCGCGGCAAGACCCUCACAGCUCUGCGGACGGAGAUUCUCUCCCACUACCCCAAACCAGACGAGCAGGCCGACAAAGCGAAGCGCAAGCCCUCUCAACGUGAGUCUUUCUCCUUUCUUCUCUGGGGAAACUUGCUGACAUGCCAAACCCCAGGCACCCUCGUGCUGCUCGACUCGCUCAACGACCUGGCGACCGCCCACCCGCACGACCUCCCCGGCUUCCUCUCCUCCCUCCUCUCCCCCGCCACCUCCCUCGUGGCCGUCUACCACACCGACGUGCCCCUCCUCCUCCCCCCCGCCGCCGUGUCCGAGUACGAGCCCCACCCGCUGACGACCCUCUCCCACCUCGCCACGGCCCUGCUGCGCCUGUCGGCCCUGUCGCAGGAGACGGCCCGCCAACGAGCCCGCGACCGCGCCCUGCAGGAGCCCGAGUUCGGCCUCGCCGCGCACCGCGAGGGCGGGCUCCUCGGCCUGCAGAGCGAGGCCCGCACAUUCGGCGCCGGCGCCGGCGCAACAGCAGCAGACGCGGGCACCACGACAACAGCAGCGGACGCCCGCGCCGCCGUCGUGGACAUGGAACUCCGCCGACGCAGCGGCCGCGCCGUGCGUGAGCGCUUCGUGCUCUACGCGGCGCGCGACGGCGGCGCGGCGUCGAGGGUCGGGUUGCUGGCGGACCAUGCUGCGUUCGCGCCGCCUGCCCCGCCCGGAGGAGGAGGAGGAGGAGGGGCAGAGGGCGGCGCGGGGCAGGACGAGGGCGAGCCGGCGAGCACGUUCAGUCUCGGGUUGACGGAGAAGCAGAGGCGGGACCGCGACGGCAUUGUGCUGCCGUAUUUCGACGCGCAGACGGAUAUCGGGGCGGGCGAGGGCGGGCGGAUCUUGUACGAGAUGGGGCGGGAGGAUGAUUUCGAUGAUGAAGAGGAUGAGAUAUAG